CGCCGCCUUCGUAGUCUGGCCAAGUGUUCAUGCGCCGGGCAUAUAAACCGGCAACACCAUCUGCGUGUUGUUGAAUAACGCCAGUGGUGCUAUCAUCGUGGUACGGCGGAUGCUUGCAUGAUCACUGUCUGCUUCUCCUCCUUCCUCUCUAGUUACGAUGUUCCAGUUUCACAUUUGGGCCCUUCUCGGCCUCUUUGCUCUUCUCUCUUCGUUUGCCACUGCCUUAACAAUCGUUCUCGAAGAUGCGGGCCACCUACCGGCAGGGUGGAAGCUCGAUCACCAUGCCACCGAUUCCGAUCAGAUACAACUGUCCAUUGCGCUGAAAGAAGCCGGGAUAGAAGAGCUGAAAAGACGCCUCCUGCAGCAGUCUACAUCUGACAACGACCCCAACAGCCGCCACCUCACAAAGGAAGAAGUCGACAAACACCGUCAGCCAGACCGAAAGUCAGUCACAGAGGUAGGCCGUUGGCUACAGUCCCACGGCAUCAAAAGCUACAAGGCGGAGAACAGCUGGAUCACCUUUGACGCUACAGCUGCUACCGUCAAGGCGCUCUUUGAAGCCGACCUAACCUACUACUCGUACAACGGCGAUCCCAGCACCCGAAUCCUUCGUGCCCGUUCUUACACCAUCCCCAAGUGGCUCAACGACGACAUCGACUUCGUCCACCCGCUUACACACUUCACGCCUCCUCGCAACCGCAAUGAUAGUACCCUCCGCCUCGGCCGUCGCCAGCCAACUCAACCCGAACUGUCCGCCCGGGAGGGCUUCUUUGCCCCUCCUUGCUGGACCGGCACCUUCCCUGGCUGCAUCCGCAAACUCUACAACCUCACCUACACUCACCCUCCCCGCUCUCGCUCUCCCUCUCCUGUGCGGUUCGGCAUCGCCGGUUUUCUGGAACAAUAUAUCACCCACCGCGACGUGACCUCCUUCCUAACCACCUACGCUCCCGAACUGCUCCCUCCCACUCCCACUCCAUCCCGGGGCGGCAGCGGGGGCAGCCUAACCCGCCCGCCCGUCACAAACACCACCACCGAGCCCCCCUACAACAUCACCAUAACCCUCCUCAACAACGCCACCCCCUGGGACCCGCAUCCCACCGACCCCGCCCUCUCCAGCCUCGAAGCCAACCUUGACGUACAAUACGCUCUCAGUCUGGGUCAUCCUACGCAAGUGAUUUACUACGCCACCGGCGGGCGCGGGACAAAACUCGAUUCGGCUGGGCGUCCCCUCCCUGCGAACGAUCCUAGAGCGAAUAACGAGCCCUUCCUCGAGUUCUUGCAAGCCUUGCUGGCCUUGCCUGAUACGCAGAUCCCGCAUGUGCUAAGCAUCAGCUAUGCAGACGACGAACAAUCCGUCCCGCGAAAAUACGCUCACAGAGUAUGCGACCUCUUCGUUGCCUUGGCAGCGCGCGGAACAACAGUGCUGGUGGCAACCGGCGACGGCGGUGCCGCGGGAAUAGGCUUCUCGGCCGGAGGCGGCGACAGUUGCAUCAAAAACGAUGGAUCAGGUAGAAGAGCUUUCGUCCCUACCUUUCCUGCCUCCUGUCCCUGGGUUACCAGCGUGGGAGCAACUGAUAACACGGCCCUAAAUCUAACCGGCGCUGAGUUUUCCAGCGGUGGCUUCAGCGAGUACUUUGAUCGACCUCUCUGGCAGCGAGCGGCAGUGGACCCUUACGUCUCCAGCCUUCUCCGCUCUCAAUCAAGCAAACCGGGUCAACCAAGCCAGCCCCGUGAUCAAAAAGGAGUCUACUUCUCCCACAACGGGCGCGGAACUCCCGACAUUGCUGCCAUCGGCUCAGGCUUCCAGAUCAUGCACCGCGGAGAGAUAGUGGAAGUACGCGGGACGAGUGCGUCAACGCCGGUGGUGGCGGCCAUGGUGGCGCUGGUUAAUGAUCAACGCUUGAGACAAGGAAAGAGGAGCUUGGGGUGGCUGAACGGGUAUUUGUACUUGGACCAAAGGGUGAGGGGGGUGCUCAGGGAUGUGGAAGAGGGACGGAGUGAGGGGUGUGUUUUUCCUGGGGAUGUGAUGGAGGAGGGGAAAGAUAAGGGAAAGGGGAAGGCGAAGGGGGAAGGCCGAAGGCACUAUGGGAUGGAGAAGAGGCAGGGGAAUUCGACGGAAGAGGGUGGCGGGGAUGGGAAUCAAGGGGAAGGAGAUGAAGACGGCGAGGAAUGGGAAUGGGAAGGGGAAGCCGGAGUGGGAGAGGGAGAAGGAAUAGGAGAAGGGGACCGGAGUGGGAACGUGAUAGUGGGGGGAUGGGAGGCGAAGGGGGGCUGGGAUCCAGUUACGGGGCUGGGAGUUCCUGGUGACUUUCAGGAUAUGUUGAGGGUUUUGGGCGGUGGGUAAAGGGAACCAUACCGCGACCUUUUCUAGCCAAAG
Neurospora tetraspora is the source of this 2377-nucleotide messenger RNA. Its product is annotated as peptidase S8/S53 domain-containing protein. Lineage: Eukaryota; Fungi; Ascomycota; Sordariomycetes; Sordariales; Sordariaceae. Gene Ontology annotation, biological process: proteolysis. Bases 158 to 2344 code for a protein of 728 amino acids. Gene Ontology annotation, molecular function: tripeptidyl-peptidase activity; serine-type endopeptidase activity. The record is from RefSeq and is a predicted model, not a curated record. The transcript has a single exon.